Molecule: messenger RNA, 1455 nt
Organism: Podospora bellae-mahoneyi
Lineage: Eukaryota; Fungi; Ascomycota; Sordariomycetes; Sordariales; Podosporaceae
Exons: 2
Coding region: 1081-1455 (124 amino acids)
Source: RefSeq, a predicted model, not a curated record
GCUAGCGCACAAAGCAUGCAGCACCUUCAGUGCCCAGUCGAGAUCGCAUCUCAGCGUCCUCCAAACCACGUUUCGCACACGUUUUUGUGGCGCACUACACCCGGAACUAGUGAUUGCUUUUUACGAGCACGCUGCAGCAUCAUGUCACCACAUGCUGGCCAUCUUAUCUCAGUCAGGCAGGUGUCCAAGACAAGGAGACAAAUACUCGCCUUGCCAUUUGACACUCGGACUUAUACACAGCAUUGCCAAGCCAGACGGAUGGUGCCAAGACUACGACGACGUUUCUUGGAGACGCACGAACCAUAUUUCGAACGUCUGGAAUUCCGCUCUGGCCUAUCUCGACGCAUGAAAUGCCUCGGUGCUUACCUACCACAUGGCACUCAAGCGCGCCCUUCCACUCCUUCACUGCUGCAUCGGCCCCUCUUUUCCCGCUGUCUUCUCCUCUCUGGGCUUCCCUCUCCCCCCCCGCGCGCAACAAUGUUUGACAGUUUCUGUCAAAGUCAAAUCAGAGUCAGAGAAAUGAUCGGCCGAGUGGGCCCGCGGUCGGACAGGCGGAGGAAUAGCCUAAUGAAGGAGUGUUACAUCCACUGCACUUUUGGCCUGCAGUGCUCUUCGAGAACCUGUCUCAUGUCAUCUGUUGAACCCUGCCACCAGCCGCCCGCAGAAAAGGAGCCUCUCGGUGAAGAUGCCGUUCCCAGCGAAGCUCCCCUUGGCCCGCACGUGGCCGGAGAGAUACCCCGGGUUUUAUCUGCUGCUUGGUUUGCUUGCUUGCCUGUGGAUUCCCGUUGGUUUUAUAUAACCCUCCGCGUCUGCAGUCUGGACCUCUAGACCUCUGGACCUCCUCCAUCUGAUGUCGACUGCCCGCUCACCAGUCACCAGAGGCAAAUUGCCAACGUUAAAUCGACGUCACGCAGCAUCCGAAAUCGGGUAAGACGGGCGGCUGUGCUCCAGAUUGACCUUGCCUCGCGGAGCACUUGGGUCAUCACAAUGUCAAAAUAACGACGGGCCUCGAACAAACCUUUUACCUUUCACCACCAACAAAUAACCGCCGACUGAGGAGGAGCAUCAUCACCAGCAAUCAUGGGACAAAAGCAAUCCAGUGUGCCGGCAACCUUUUUCUGCCCCAACACGGGCGAGGAGCUCGAGAACCCUCUCGGCCUCUGCACCCACUGCCAGGCCGCCCACGACAUCAUCUGGCAGUCUGUCUUCAUAUGCCCCAAUACAGGCUACAGAAUAGACACUCUUUCUCGACGACCCGACAAAGAAUGCCCCUCUUGCUUUCAGAUGCACCAGCCAUACAGCAAGCGAGUCUACAUCUGUCCAGUCACCGGCGCCCAAAUCCCACACCCCAAAGAGACGGGCGGGAAAUGCCAAAAGUGCAAACGUAGCCACGAAGACAACUCGACGCCCAUGACCAGCAAGGAGGCCGUGAUGGCGAGGGGCCUGAGAGAUUGA